Molecule: messenger RNA, 948 nt
Organism: Carica papaya (papaya)
Lineage: Eukaryota; Viridiplantae; Streptophyta; Magnoliopsida; Brassicales; Caricaceae
Source: RefSeq, a predicted model, not a curated record
UUGAAAUUAAGGAAAAAAGAAAAGAAAAAGGAAAUUAGAGAGAGGAGAGGAGAGGAGAGGAGAAGAGAGGAGCUAACAAGCCUGAGCCACCCUCCUCUUUCCAUAUCUUCUCCUUCCCAUCUACACGGUUUCUUUAAAAUAUUACAAGUGGACUUGCAAAGUGUGGAGGAAGAAGCUCUGGAGUGGGAAAUGGCUGGGGUUGUGAAUGAGGACGCUGGAGUUGGAAGGUCUUCUGGGGGGAUUUCAAGUGGGCAGCGCUGCCAAUCAGGAGAAGCAUUGGCAGAAUGGCGGUCUUCUGAGCAGGUGGAAAAUGGAACGCCAUCCACUUCGCCUCCCUACUGGGACACUGAUGACGAUGAUGAUGGUGGGCCAAAGCCUUCGGAAUUAUUUGGAAAAUAUACAUGGAAGAUAGAGAAAUUUUCACAGAUUAAUAAAAGAGAACUUCGCAGUAGUGCAUUUGAGGUUGGCGGCUAUAAAUGGUACAUCUUAAUUUAUCCACAAGGUUGUGACGUUUGCAACCAUCUUUCCCUGUUUCUGUGUGUUGCAAAUCAUGAUAAACUGCUUCCAGGCUGGAGUCAUUUUGCACAAUUCACAAUAGCUGUGGUGAAUAAAGAUCCGAAGAAAUCCAAAUAUUCAGAUACUCUACAUCGGUUCUGGAAGAAAGAGCAUGACUGGGGAUGGAAAAAAUUUAUGGAGCUAUCCAAAGUAUUUGAUGGUUUCAUAGAUGCUGACACUCUUAUAAUAAAAGCUCAAGUUCAAGUCAUCAGGGAGAAAGCAGACAGGCCAUUUCGUUGCCUUGACUGUCAGUAUAGGAGGGAACUUGUUAGAGUAUAUUUGACAAAUGUAGAGCAAAUUUGCCGCCGUUUUGUGGAGGAGAGACGAAGCAAACUUGGGAGGUUGAUAGAGGAUAAAGCUAGGUGGUCAAGGUAUUGUAACCAUUUUCUUUAA